AUGAUGAACACUAAAGAAAAGAAUGAAGAUGAUAAAUCAUUCGUGAGAUUGAAUCGGCCAAGAAUAUUAAAUUUGGAAACACAAACAAUUGAUGUUGAUAUAAACGAAACGACAGAAGUGAUUGAUUUAUGCACAUGCAGUAUAGAUGUCAAGGAUAUAUCGAUUGUGUCAGUUGUCUUACAAAAUGCAUCAACAUCAAAUGCGACGAAAGAACGAUUUCGAAAUCUUCAUCGUCGACUGUCAAUUUUACCAAGCUUUCCAACAAAAAAUAAUAAACAAAAUUAUGGUGAUCCAUUAUUACCAAAUAUACCACCACAAAAUGGUACGACGAAUAAUGGAACUGUAAAUAACAAUAGUAAUCAUCGGGAAGAAAUACUCAAUAAUCUCUUACGAGUGGAACUAAGAGAAGCAGCAAGUGAUUAUCCUACUCGAACUCGUCGAUCGUAUCCAAUUCAUUAUGUCUUUGAUAUAUGUAGCAACGAUGUUAGUAAUAUUCUUCGUCAUAAUGGCUUAUCACAAGAUGCUCAAGGUCAAUGGUAUGAAUUACUAUCACCAACACAAGUUUUGACUGGACAACAGCAAAACUUGGAGAACAAUAAGAAGCAGCAAAAGAAGAAAAAGUGCCAUGGUAUUCGAAAACAACAGCAUCAACGACGAAAAUUACGUCGUCAACAAAUGAAACAAAAUAAUAAUCCUGCAAAUCAUAGACAACAAGAUAUCUUAAUUGUGAUAGAUGAUACUGAUGACAACCCGGAACAAGAUAGACAAGAACAACAGAUUCAAGUAUAA
Molecule: messenger RNA, 789 nt
Organism: Rotaria sp. Silwood2
Lineage: Eukaryota; Metazoa; Rotifera; Eurotatoria; Philodinida; Philodinidae
Source: the annotation of a GenBank genome assembly